CGGGCCGGCCCCUCCCGCCCGGGCCGGUGAAAGCUCCGGGCAGGGGCGCCUCUGGUCGGCCAAGGUCGUCGAGAAAGGAUAGCCACGGAACCCUGGACCCCAGGAACACGCGUCACAGUGACCUGAGUAAAUGGAUUGCAGCGAUUUGCGAGUCUCUAAGCAGUUAAAAAAUGGAACGAAAAGAAACCACUGUGCCCCAGCCCCAAGAAAGGGAAGAGAAAAUAACUGGUAAAAAGGCCGCUGUAGCCAUGGCUAGUUCUGAUGCAAAACCAAAAUCAAUAAGUCGUGCCAAAAAAUGGUCAGAAGAGAUAGAAAAUCUGUACCGAUUUCAACAAGCAGGAUACCGGGAUGAAAUUGAAUACAAACAAGUGAAGCAAGUUUCUGUGGUGGACCGCUGGCCAGAGACGGGGUAUGUGAAGAAACUCCAGAGAAGGGACAACACCUUCUACUACUACAACAAGCAGAGGGAGUGUGAAGACAAGGAAGUCCACAAAGUGAAAAUUUAUGCUUAUUAGCCUUCAUUCUGUUGUAGAGCAAAACAGUCUCUACCUCUGUUGCAAGAAAUUAAAGUGAUUUAGUGAAGCCAGUAU
Molecule: messenger RNA, 590 nt
Organism: Echinops telfairi (small Madagascar hedgehog)
Lineage: Eukaryota; Metazoa; Chordata; Mammalia; Afrosoricida; Tenrecidae
Gene: MEIG1
Product: meiosis/spermiogenesis associated 1
Exons: 4
Coding region: 171-515 (114 amino acids)
Cellular component (GO): nucleus
Source: RefSeq, a predicted model, not a curated record